Molecule: messenger RNA, 1039 nt
Organism: Paecilomyces variotii
Lineage: Eukaryota; Fungi; Ascomycota; Eurotiomycetes; Eurotiales; Thermoascaceae
Product: putative vacuolar ATPase proteolipid subunit C
Exons: 8
Coding region: 287-769 (160 amino acids)
Biological process (GO): proton transmembrane transport
Cellular component (GO): proton-transporting V-type ATPase, V0 domain
Molecular function (GO): proton-transporting ATPase activity, rotational mechanism
Source: RefSeq, a predicted model, not a curated record
ACCGGGCGAGCAACUUGGAACUCUGGCUGGUCGGCCACGCCGCGAGCUCUCCCACGACCACCAGACCUUGGUUUCUCAGAACACACGCUGCCAUUGAUAGCGGGUUUAUUUGCUUCUUCUUGCACCUUACGGAGUCUCUAGGUCCUCUAUCAAGGAUCUUAGAACCGCCAUCGAGUCUGCUGACCCACGAGGACUUGAAACGCCGUCUCCUACUCCCAUUCCAUCGAGCUUCACCAUCCAUCGUUUACUGUGAGGCCGCACACGCGGUCUCCUGCAGUCGUUCAACAUGGCCGAAAGCGAGUAUUCGCCCAAGUUUGCCCCAUUUUUCUCCUUCGCGGGAAUUGCUGCAGCAAUGAUCUUCGGGUCGAUGGGAGCAGCGUAUGGCACAGCGAAGUCCGGCAUUGGAAUCUCGGGAGUUGGCACAUUUAGACCGGACUUGAUCAUGAAGUCUCUGAUCCCUGUUGUUAUGUCUGGUAUUAUUGCGGUCUACGGUUUGGUUAUUGCGGUCCUGAUUGCCGGAGACAUCGGACCAACUGCAAACACGAGUUUGUACACUGGAUUCAUGCAUCUCGCUGCGGGACUCUCCGUCGGUUUGGCCGGUGUGUCUGCUGGAUAUACGAUUGGUAUUGUUGGAGAUGCGGGUGUGCGCGCAUACAUGCAACAGUCGCGUGUCUACGUAGGAAUGAUUCUUAUUCUGAUUUUCGGUGAAGUUCUGGGUCUCUAUGGGCUGAUUGUUGGACUGAUUCUGAACUCCAAGAGCAAGCCUUGAUGGUUCUCUGGUGUAUUGCGAAGUUUCUUCAUGGCGUUUCCUGCGCGAUAUCCGGAAACGGAUAUCUGCUUUGUAUGCUAUAUGGUCUGUCGAAGGACGUCCAGCCAGACCCCGACUGUGCUAGGGACGGCGAUGGGCCGUACGAGAUGGACCGGAUUACUUGAUAUGAUGUUGAACGUCGAAGUGCGGGCCCUCGUGAGUGGCAAGGGGAGCGUAACUUACAUAUAGAUCUUCAAUACCAGACGGGAAGAUAUGACCCUCAGAUCCGUG